CGCGCCUCCCCCGCCCGCCGCCCGGGCGCCGCAGCCGCCGCCACCGCCACUCCCGCUCUCUCUGCGCCGCCACCACCACCACUGCCAGCGCCACCGACAGCGCCACCGCCACAGGCUGGGUCUGCAGCCCCGAGGAGAUCCCAGCCAUCAUGUCCAUUGAGAAGAUCUGGGCCCGGGAGAUCCUGGACUCCCGUGGGAAUCCCACGGUGGAGGUGGAUCUCUACACUGCCAAAGGGCUUUUCCGGGCUGCCGUGCCCAGUGGAGCCUCCACUGGUAUCUAUGAGGCCCUGGAGCUAAGGGAUGGGGACAAACAACGUUACUUAGGCAAAGGUGUCUUGAAGGCAGUGGACCACAUCAACACCGCCAUCGCCCCGGCCCUCAUCAGCUCAGGUCUCUCUGUGGUGGAACAAGAGAAGCUGGACAACCUCAUGUUGGACUUGGAUGGGACUGAGAACAAGUCCAAGUUUGGGGCCAAUGCCAUCCUGGGUGUGUCCCUGGCCGUGUGUAAGGCAGGGGCGGCCGAGCAGGAAUUGCCCCUCUACCGCCACAUUGCUCAGCUGGCCGGGAACUCAGACCUCAUCCUGCCUGUGCCGGCCUUCAAUGUGAUCAAUGGGGGCUCCCAUGCUGGGAACAAGCUGGCCAUGCAGGAGUUUAUGAUCCUCCCAGUGGGCGCUGAGAGCUUUCGGGAUGCCAUGCGACUCGGGGCGGAGGUCUAUCACACACUCAAGGGCGUCAUCAAGGACAAGUAUGGCAAGGAUGCCACCAACGUGGGAGAUGAAGGUGGCUUUGCCCCCAAUAUCCUGGAGAACAGUGAAGCCUUGGAGCUGGUGAAGGAAGCCAUUGACAAGGCUGGCUACACAGAAAAGAUCGUCAUCGGCAUGGAUGUCGCCGCCUCGGAGUUUCAUCGUGAUGGCAAAUACGACUUGGACUUCAAGUCUCCCGCUAAUCCUUCCCGAUACAUCACUGGGGACCAGCUGGGGGCCCUCUACCAGGACUUUGUCAGGAACUAUCCUGUGGUCUCUAUUGAGGACCCCUUUGACCAGGACGACUGGGCUGCCUGGUCCAAGUUCACAGCCAACGUGGGGAUCCAGAUUGUGGGUGACGACCUGACAGUGACCAACCCAAAGCGAAUCGAGCGGGCCGUGGAGGAGAAGGCCUGCAACUGUCUGCUGCUGAAGGUCAACCAGAUCGGUUCGGUCACCGAAGCCAUCCAAGCGUGCAAGCUGGCCCAGGAGAAUGGCUGGGGGGUCAUGGUGAGUCACCGCUCGGGAGAGACUGAGGACACGUUCAUUGCGGACCUGGUGGUAGGGCUGUGCACAGGCCAGAUCAAGACUGGUGCCCCAUGCCGUUCCGAGCGUCUGGCUAAGUACAACCAGCUCAUGAGAUGGCCUGAUUGACAGCCCACGGAAAGCCAGGGAAUGCCCUCGCUCAGGCCAGGACCCGGGAGCAGGUGGUGCGAGGGGCUUGGAGGAUGGUGGCCCCAUGGGAAGCGGGGGUGGUCCUCCUGCUUCCCUGACUCUUUCCUUUCUGACUCACCUCUCUCAGAAUCGAAGAAGAGCUGGGGGACGAAGCUCGCUUCGCCGGACAUAAUUUCCGCAAUCCCAGCGUGCUGUGAUCCCUCUACCUGCCUGGAGACUUGGAACCCCUCGCCUGUCCUCCUGGAACCUCUUCUUUCCAGUCCUGCUCGAAAUUUCACCCCAGACAACACCCCGGCUGACCUGCUGCGCUGCUCCUUGACUGGUCCAGCCCCUGCUGUCUCCGCUCUCGCCCACUCUGGGUUCCACACUCUCCACUCCUUCCUUUCUCUUCUCCCUCCUCAAAAACUGGCCAUGGACUGAGGCUGUAAGGGCAUCCAUGGAAGACCGAUCAGGGUCCGUGCCGGAGCGUCAGGGCUGGUUGUUGCGGUGUGUAGAGGGGCCGUGUGUCAUGUGUGCUUUGCGCUGGGUCUGUUCGUUUCCAGGUUGCAUAUGAGACAGGAACUGCACAGUGCUGAGUGGAGGGGAGUGCUGGCUGCGUGCUCAGGCCUGGCCUAAGGCACUGAUGUAUUAUUUAUUCAUUUAUUUAUUUUUCAUUCAUCCUGUUAAUGAUUCACUUCCUCAUAACUCCAGGGCCAGAAACUGGCCUGACUGGACGGGACCAUGUGUCUGUAUUUCAUGUGACUGUAGAUUCUGAGAUGACCUGGGGUGGGGGUCUUGCUGGAACGGGAAGGGUCACAGAAAGGGGCCUCGAUGAGGGUUCCUGUGUGCGUGCCAAGCCUUAACCUCAGCCUGGCUCGGUCCAGAGGUGGGGCUGUGUGCCCGGGGCUCCUCCCCUGUCCCUCUCUCCCCAGCCCGUCUCCCCCUCGUUCGUUCUUCCUGCAGCUGCACCUGAGCACCGUCUCACUCCCCCGUGCCGUGUUCCACAGCUGCCAGCACCUCUGUGGCGUUGAAAUGAGCACCACCAUUAAAGUGUGAGUCACCGUG
Messenger RNA from Lagenorhynchus albirostris (white-beaked dolphin), 2462 nucleotides. It is a transcript of the gene ENO2, whose product is annotated as enolase 2. Lineage: Eukaryota; Metazoa; Chordata; Mammalia; Artiodactyla; Delphinidae. The transcript is spliced from 12 exons. Gene Ontology annotation, cellular component: phosphopyruvate hydratase complex. The record is from RefSeq and is a predicted model, not a curated record. The coding region runs from base 150 to 1397 and encodes 415 amino acids. Gene Ontology annotation, molecular function: phosphopyruvate hydratase activity; magnesium ion binding. Gene Ontology annotation, biological process: glycolytic process.